AUGGGUAACCAACCAUCCAAAGAUAGCAAAGAUGGCUCAUCUUCCGGUCCAAAGCUGUCGUCAUACCCUUCCUUCGGCAAGUCCGAAACCAAAGAGUCGACAAGGUCCUUCCGUGACUCGAUCCGCACCAAGAUCCCGGGCGCAAAAUCGAACGACAGUCCCCGAGCAUCGUCGACUGCACUGACGGGCGGCGCAUCCUCCACUAGUGUUGACAAGGUCGAUUCUCAAUCGGUCAAGUCUUCCACCAGUGGAAAAUCGUCGCAGAGACAUCGCGCCUCCACAUCUAUCUCUGAAGGCAAUGGCUCCCGGAGGGACAGUGACGAGGGGGAUGAAGAGGUGGAUGUGCCGCCCUCGCCCACCAUAUCCGCCUCGGUGGUCGCUGGACACAGCGAGAAAGACUUGGAGGAUGCGAAGCGCUCCGGUGAGGUCGACGCCGUAUCGGACGCGCCACCACAAGGUCACGGACACAUCUCUGGCAACACGGAACCUACCGAGUCAAUUCUGCAGAAGAAGUUGCCCAACGCUCACUCUGCGUUCCCAUCUCAGGGAGCUGCAGGCGCCCUGGCGAUCGCUGAGCUCUCCCUGAAUGAGCGCUUAAAUGCGAGCACAUCGAACAUGGACAUUGGAACCUUGAAGACAGCCGAUCUCGAUGAUAUGAUCAAGCGGCUGGUCGACGCUGGCUAUGCCGGCAAGGUCACGAAGACGGUCUGUUUGAAAAACGCAGAGAUCACGGCCAUCUGCAAUGCUGCGCGAGAGGUCUUCCUCUCCCAGCCAGCUCUGUUGGAAUUAGCGCCGCCAGUAAAGAUUGUUGGUGAUGUUCACGGCCAAUACACCGAUCUAAUUCGCAUGUUCGAAAUGUGCGGGUUUCCACCAAACAGCAACUACCUCUUCCUCGGAGACUAUGUCGAUCGCGGUAAGCAAAGUUUGGAGACCAUCCUGCUGCUUCUGUGCUACAAGCUCCGAUUCCCAGAGAACUUCUUCCUCCUGCGUGGAAACCACGAAUGCGCCAACGUCACCCGCGUCUAUGGCUUCUACGACGAAUGCAAACGCCGCUGCAACAUCAAAGUCUGGAAGACCUUCGUCGACACUUUCAACACCCUCCCCAUCGCCAGCAUCGUCGCCGGCAAGAUCUUCUGUGUACACGGCGGUCUGUCGCCCUCCUUGUCGCAUAUGGACGACAUCCGCAACAUCGCCCGACCCACCGAUGUCCCGGAUUACGGCCUCCUGAACGAUCUCUUAUGGUCGGACCCGGCUGAUAUGGAGGCCGAUUGGGAAGCGAAUGAGCGUGGUGUGAGCUAUUGCUUUGGCAAAAAGGUCAUUAUGGAAUUCUUGCAGAAGCAUGACUUUGAUCUUGUCUGUCGCGCGCACAUGGUGGUUGAAGACGGAUAUGAGUUCUUCAACGAACGGAUCUUGGUCACGGUGUUCUCAGCACCGAACUACUGUGGAGAAUUCGACAACUGGGGCGCAGUAAUGAGCGUCUCUGGCGAACUUCUCUGCUCCUUUGAGCUGCUCAAGCCAUUGGAUUCUAGCGCCCUGAAGAGUCACAUCAAGAAGGGCCGCAACAAGCGAGCCAACAUGGUCAACUCACCGGUAUGUUCUACGACAUGCUUCUUUCUCACCACGUGA
This is a messenger RNA of Dissoconium aciculare CBS 342.82, 1626 nucleotides long. RefSeq names its product MgPPZ1,protein phosphatase 2A-like protein. The record is from RefSeq and is a predicted model, not a curated record. The transcript has 2 exons. Gene Ontology annotation, cellular component: nucleus; cytoplasm. NCBI's taxonomy places the organism in Eukaryota, Fungi, Ascomycota, Dothideomycetes, Mycosphaerellales, Dissoconiaceae. Gene Ontology annotation, molecular function: protein serine/threonine phosphatase activity. The coding region runs from base 1 to 1626 and encodes 541 amino acids.